Messenger RNA from Lolium rigidum, 669 nucleotides. RefSeq lists its product as uncharacterized. The transcript is spliced from 4 exons. The record is from RefSeq and is a predicted model, not a curated record. NCBI's taxonomy places the organism in Eukaryota, Viridiplantae, Streptophyta, Magnoliopsida, Poales, Poaceae. The coding region runs from base 330 to 614 and encodes 94 amino acids.
ACGAUCACCGAAACUAUCGCCAAACUUGUGCCAAACUCAUCAUAUAUGGAUACAGAUCGAGAUAUUGGGGCGAUAACUUUUCGGGCUGGGCAGCCAGCAAACACCAUCAUCUACUACUUCUAGCUUGGCUAGCCGGAGACUUCUCGCUCUCUUGCCCUUAUCAGUUUAUCGCACUACCUAGAUAUAAUUGAAAUCUACGUAGGAGUAUGUUUGGUAGGUAGCCAAUUGCUUCGAGAGUGGGGCAACGUCACCGGGACCUCCAUCGCAGCCGCAGCUAUUUAGCCUCGGGCAUACUGCUGCACUUUGCUGCUCGGAGUCGGCCGGGAGUCAUGGUGAUGGGGAGACCAGCGGCCGGGCGCCGUUUGCUGGCGAUCCUGCUCGCUCUGCACCUCCUGGUCGCCUUCUCCCAUGCGGCCCGCUUCACGAGGGGCUACAGAAUGAUGGGGGUGCACGCUCCAGCGUUUCGUGGUGAUAGUAAUUCGGCAAAGGACAAAGGGAGCAGCAACGAUGCGAUUGUAGAGGAGAUGCUCAGAAGGAUGGCUCUGCAUACGUCCGACUACCCUGGUCCUGGCCCAAACGAUCGUCACACUCCACCCAAGCCACCCGGGCCAUGAUGCGACGUCAGGUCAAGACCAUUACCUCCCUCUGGCGUCAUAUAUAUGUAUAGAU